GUUUCAUAUGGGAAGACAGCCACUGAUAAUUAUAGCAGAUGCAGAACUUUGUAAAGAGGCCGGAAUUAAAAAAUUUAAAGAUAUUCCAAACAGAAGUAUUCCCUCACCUAUUUCUGCUUCCCCUCUUCAUCAAAAAGGUCUCUUCUUCACCCGGGAUUCACAAUGGUCUACCAUGCGAAACACUAUAUUGUCGGUUUACCAGCCAUCACACUUAUCCAGAUUAGUGCCAACAAUGCAAUCAUUCGUAGAAUCUGCCACCCAAAACCUUGACUCUCAAAAAGAAGACAUUAUUUUUUCCAAUCUGUCCCUCAGACUGGCAACUGAUGUCAUUGGACAGGCAGCAUUUGGUGUCAACUUUGGCCUCUCAAAGCCUCAUUCUAUUUGUGACACUAUCAAGUGUGUUAACAAUACCAAUGAAAGUGGCAGUAAUGAAGUAUCAGAUUUCAUAAACCAACACAUUUACUCCACAACCCAACUUAAAAUGGACAUGUCUGGUUCAUUUUCCAUCAUAUUAGGUCUUCUUAUCCCAAUACUCCAAGAGCCAUUUAGACAAAUUCUGAAGAGAAUACCAGGCACUAUGGAUUGGAAGAUUGAACGUACCAACAAGAAACUAAGUGGCCGUCUUGAUGAGAUUGUGGAAAAGAGAAUGAAAGAUAAGACAAGAACCUCAAAGGAUUUCUUGUCACUUAUAUUAAAUGCCAGGGAAUCAAGAGCUGUGUCAGAGAAUGUGUUCACACAUGAAUACAUCAGUGCUGUUACUUACGAGCAUCUACUUGCUGGGUCAGCAACCACGUCCUUUACUUUGUCUUCUGUUGUCUAUUUGGUUGCUGGACAUCCUGAAGUUGAGAAAAAGCUGCUUCAAGAGAUUGAUGGGUUUGGUCCAGUGGAUCAGACACCCACUUCCCAAGAACUUCAUGACAAGUUCCCUUAUCUUGAUCAGGUGAUCAAAGAGGCCAUGAGGUUUUACACUGUCUCCCCAUUAGUUGCAAGGGAAACAUCAAAUCCGGUAGAGAUUGGAGGCUAUCUUCUCCCAAAGGGGACUUGGGUCUGGUUAGCUCUUGGAGUUCUAGCAAAAGAUCCCACUAACUUUCCAGAGCCAGAAAAGUUCGAACCAGAGAGGUUUGACCCCAAUUGUGAAGAAAUGAAACGAAGGCAUCCCUAUGCUUUUGUACCAUUUGGAAUUGGUCCUCGGGCUUGCAUUGGUCAAAAAUUUUCCCUGCAAGAGAUCAAGCUUUCUCUUAUUCAUUUAUAUCGGAAAUACUUGUUUCGGCAUUCACCUAACAUGGAAAACCCUUUAGAACUCGAGUAUGGUAUAGUCCUCAAUUUCAAGCAUGGGGUCAAGCUCAGAGCCAUAAAAAGAACCUAG
Abrus precatorius (Indian licorice) is the source of this 1366-nucleotide messenger RNA. Its product is annotated as cytochrome P450 711A1-like. The coding region runs from base 8 to 1366 and encodes 452 amino acids. The transcript has 4 exons. NCBI's taxonomy places the organism in Eukaryota, Viridiplantae, Streptophyta, Magnoliopsida, Fabales, Fabaceae. Gene Ontology annotation, molecular function: monooxygenase activity; iron ion binding; heme binding. The record is from RefSeq and is a predicted model, not a curated record.